Messenger RNA from Plasmodium cynomolgi strain B, 1047 nucleotides. RefSeq names its product zinc finger protein. Lineage: Eukaryota; Apicomplexa; Aconoidasida; Haemosporida; Plasmodiidae. Gene Ontology annotation, molecular function: metal ion binding; RNA binding. The record is from RefSeq and is a predicted model, not a curated record. Bases 1 to 1047 code for a protein of 348 amino acids. The transcript has 2 exons. Gene Ontology annotation, cellular component: nucleus. Gene Ontology annotation, biological process: negative regulation of DNA-templated transcription.
AUGGAAAGAAUAGAGGACCAAGCUGUUUUGGAAAAAAUAGCCAACAUAACAGGAGCUGUAAUAAAAAAUGCAUCCUCUGUGAAGAAGGAUAAAAAGGGGAAAAGGAAAAAGAGAAAAAGCGCGCCAACGCAAGAGAAGAAGCAAAACAGCGGAGCGAAUAACAAAAAGGCAAAAAAAGUAACAGGCAUGUUUGAUGAUUAUAAAAUUCAGAAGAGAGAAAUAUGUAAAUUUUUUUUUAAAAAGGGAAAAUGUAUGCACAAUGAAAAAUGUACCUACUCACAUGACGUUACACCGAUAUAUAAAAUUUCAAAGCUGUGCAAAUUUCUAGUGAAAGGAACAUGUAAAAAAGAAAAUUGUAUUUUCUCCCAUGAUUAUAAACUCUUCUUCUGUCGCAAUAAUGUGAUUUACAAUUCAUGUUGCAACCCACAGUGCAAAUUCAAGCACAUCAAAAUCGACAGCUCAAUUAAUAACGCAGAUCAGUACAACAUAGAGGUGGAUAAUAUCCUAAGCAAAGAUGACAAAAUCAGGUUUCUGUAUAAUAAUAAAAAUUAUUUAAUGGAGUUGUUAAUUAAUAAGUACCAUAAAUUUGAUAAGUUCGAAGAGAAGAAUAUAAACAAUUUAACCAAAAAGGAAACCUACCCCUGGUUCAUCAAUGGCAUUAUUGAUCUGAUUAAAUUAGAUUAUAAAUUCAGUAAGGCAGACGCCUUUUUAAAAUUAGUAGAUAAUUAUAAAGAUAAGUUUCUUAAUACGAAAGGUUUAGUGCCUAGCAGUAUUGAAAAUUCCCAGCACCAAGACAAUAAAGGUCUUUACGGAGACUCCUCGAUUAGUGCUGAUUAUACAAAAAUGGCAGAAGAGUAUGUAGAUGGUAGCAAUGCAGAUGGGGAAAAGGGUACACACUUGAACAGUAACAACCCUUCCGCGACGAACGAUAACAACGUCGAUGGUAACAGUGGUGAGGGAAAUUUCAGUGACUAUAAAUUUUACUCAAGCGACGAGGAAGAGGAUUACACCAAGUACCUAAAUAAAUACUUCGAAAUAGAUGGGUAA